AUGUCCCCCCCAAUUUUCCAUCUCUUCUCCCAGCUCCCGUGUGAGCUCCGACUACACAUCUGGGAGUCAGCAAUUAGAAACUGGACAGCAAACGUUUACGACUCUUCAACAUGGGACUGGGAUAAGUUUGACGCAGUAAAUCCAAUGCCAGAGGCUCCCAGGAAGCGAUCCUAUGGCAUAAACUACGUGAGCCUCGAUACUAAUGGCGAUGGUAUUCCUCUAGACUGCAGCUGGAACAAACCUCAACCCGCGAACCGGUCUGCCUACCUCUGGCACGCCGGUCUGUGGAUGGCAUGCAAAGAGUCUCGUGAGGUCAUGAGAAAACACUGGUUCAACGACCCCUACUCCAAAAGCCAUCCUGAAUACGUGGAAGAGACGGUGAACGACGGUCUGUGGAAGUGGCUUUACGGCAAUGAAGAGGGACCAGAUGUGAUUUGGAAUGAGUGGGGUCGAGAACUGGAAUCCUAUGAGCCUUGGCUUAUGACUACAUCCCCUGGGGACAUGUUCUGCAUUACUCCGGACAACUAUAGGCCCCUCGCCCGGUUCAAGCUCUUCCUAAGGCGCAGCAACCAUAGGAUUUAUGAAUAUGCUGUAGAGUUUGACCCAGCCUGGACGUCUGAGCUGGCUGGCCUCGACAAAUAUCGACCGACAGACCGCUUAUCGCCCACUUUAGCCUUCGCCAUCAGAAUCUUUUGCGAAAUUGCAACUCAGCAAAUGGGUCUACCGUCGGUCGUACAUCUUAUCGACAGAUACUCUGGCUGGAAGAAAGUCAGUAAAGCCGAGGAACCAUCGGUGUAUUACGAUUGCGAACACGAGUAUAUCAAGAUCGACCCGAGCAAUCCUCUGGCCGCAAAUCGUCUUGUCCGAAGUGCCCCUAUUCUCUGGUUCUUGGACCAGGUUGACCGGCUCCUCAAGCAUCGAUUGACCUGGAAACGAAAGACAUCUCCUUGGGCUUGGGGUGAUCACGGGCUUCCGCCAGAUGGGUUGUCUGUUCGGAAGUUGGUGCGGGUCGUGGCCAGGCGUGAUAAGGAGGUGGUGCUCAAGGCUACAAAAUGCAAUGCUAUUCUGCCUUAG
This is a messenger RNA of Fusarium musae, 1074 nucleotides long. RefSeq lists its product as uncharacterized. The coding region runs from base 1 to 1074 and encodes 357 amino acids. NCBI's taxonomy places the organism in Eukaryota, Fungi, Ascomycota, Sordariomycetes, Hypocreales, Nectriaceae. The record is from RefSeq and is a predicted model, not a curated record. The transcript has a single exon.